UCCCUCUAGUAUAAUAUUACAGAUUAAGCCCCCAUGGCAGCACUUGUUAAAGUGAGCACGGUAACUUCAAUUUGUGGCAAGAAGCCGCACCUGAUGAAUAAAUGGGUGCGCAGGAUAAGCAGUAACAAUGGAAAUGGCAAUAGCAAUAGUAGUGGCGGCAGGAUUACUGAGAGUGCGAUGAUGGAUGUUGGGGUGAUGACGAGAGCGAAGGGAUCGGUGGCCCUCGGUAGUAGUAGCGGUGAUAAAGGAGAGCGAUUUUCGGUGGGAUGGAGUGAGGGCUGGAGGCGACUUUCCUGCGCACGUUUUGGUGCUUCAUUACCUAAUGUGUACUUGCGUAGAAAUUUGGGUAAAAAAGCUUUAUCUUCUGCUUCUUCUGGAUCGACUGGAGGCUCUGUUCCCGAUGUGGGUUCUGAAAAUAAGGACGAUAGGCCUGACAAGGAACGGUUGCCAUCGUUGCAAUUGAACCACGACCACCACGCAUUUCAUCAACAACAACAACUGCAGUCUCCCAGAUUGCUUACAUUGCCUACAAUUUUAACGCUUGCUCGCGUUGCCGCCGUCCCGCUCCUCGUUUGCACAUUUUACACGAAUGGUUCAUGGGGAACAACAGCAACAACAGGUAUUUUCAUUGCUGCUGCAAUUACAGAUUGGCUUGAUGGGUACAUUGCUCGAAAGAUGGGAUUAGGAACGGUAUUUGGUGCAUUUUUGGACCCUGUAGCCGAUAAGCUUAUGGUUGCUGCAACCUUGGUGUUAUUGUGUACCAGACCAUUGGAAGUUGCUAUGUUUGGAGAAGUACCAUGGCUACUGCCUAUACCUUCAAUUGCCAUAAUUGGUAGAGAGAUAACAAUGUCAGCAGUAAGGGAAUGGGCUGCUUCACAAAAUAGCAAAGUUCUUGAGGCUGUUGCUGUAAAUAAUCUUGGGAAGUGGAAAACAGCUACACAAAUGACUGCAUUGACUGCGCUAUUGGCUGCACGAGACAGCAGUCUAACAGGGUCAGAAAUUCUAGUUGCCUCUGGUGUUAUUUUACUUUACAUCUCAGCCGGUCUUGCCGUGUGGUCAUUGGCCGUGUACAUGAGGAAGAUAUGGAGAAUGUUGCUGAAGUAGGUUUGUCCUUUUGUUGUUGAGCUUGCCAGCGAGAGGGUAGUCACUUUGGGUUUAUGCUGGGAAAAAAAAAAAUUUAAGUCCCCAUUUUUUAAUUCUUAUAUGCCCCAAUGCAAUGACCAAUCUAUAUCCACCUCCAUUGACACAAGUGGUACUUCUUCAGAUAAAGGAGCUGACAGGGAAGCUGUUUCCUCGAAGUCCCAGCAUUUCUAAAUUAGUUUCUGUCGAAACUGGUCAGGUGGAGGAAAUAAUUCAUGUUUUGUUGCUUCACUUUCAUUGAUCAAGAAGUGAUGAUUUGGGCUAACUGUGUGAUGUGUUACAGUCUAAAAACUCUUUAGGAUCCAACAUACUUGGGGGUGAAUUGGGAGGAAUGUCCACCUCUAAACUAUUGUAAGAUAUUUUAGAUGUCCAUAGCAGAUGUUUUCUGGGCAUUUUGUUACUUUCUUGGUGGCUCUUCAACACAUCUGCUCAUCAAGAAUAGUUUUUAUGGAGCACUGUCCCUCCUGUCAAUCUCUCAAGUGGAGAAAAUUUGGAAGUUUGGUUUAAUAGGUGGCAAGUAUUGAAGAUGUUUGAGGAAGUCUUGAUGGAAACAGUAUGUAAACAUAAAUGAUUAAGUUGAAAGUAUGUAGAUGAUCUUGCAAGAGGUCUAUAUUGAGAUGAAUUUUAGUUGCUGAAUUGCCGAGGAACAAAAGCAGAUUGUAGCCUUUCUAC
This is a messenger RNA of Telopea speciosissima, 1812 nucleotides long. RefSeq names its product CDP-diacylglycerol--glycerol-3-phosphate 3-phosphatidyltransferase 2-like. Lineage: Eukaryota; Viridiplantae; Streptophyta; Magnoliopsida; Proteales; Proteaceae. Gene Ontology annotation, biological process: glycerophospholipid biosynthetic process. Gene Ontology annotation, molecular function: CDP-diacylglycerol-glycerol-3-phosphate 3-phosphatidyltransferase activity. The coding region runs from base 34 to 1104 and encodes 356 amino acids. Gene Ontology annotation, cellular component: chloroplast envelope; membrane. The transcript is spliced from 7 exons. The record is from RefSeq and is a predicted model, not a curated record.